Messenger RNA from Theobroma cacao (cacao), 1540 nucleotides. RefSeq names its product sulfite oxidase (gene SOX). Gene Ontology annotation, biological process: sulfur compound metabolic process. Gene Ontology annotation, cellular component: mitochondrion. NCBI's taxonomy places the organism in Eukaryota, Viridiplantae, Streptophyta, Magnoliopsida, Malvales, Malvaceae. The record is from RefSeq and is a predicted model, not a curated record. Gene Ontology annotation, molecular function: heme binding; molybdenum ion binding; molybdopterin cofactor binding.
AAGCAUUUUUGGAAACUAAACCAAAAGCCAACGGACACUCGCUCUCUUUCUCUCUCUCGGUGGAGUCUCUCCGCAGCGAAAGAUAACUUGAUUGCUUCUGUUUGAGUCAUUGAGAGAAUCGUAAAGGGCAGUGAAAAUGCCAGGAAUAAGAGGACCUUCUGAUUAUUCUCGAGAACCGCCUCGUCAUCCUUGUCUUCAGAUCAACGCCAAGGAGCCCUUCAAUGCUGAGCCACCGCGUUCAGCUUUAGUUUCCUCUUAUGCGACUCCGGUGGAUUUGUUUUACAAGAGAAAUCAUGGACCAAUACCAGUAGUUGAUGACAUAGAGAGAUAUUGUGUUGAUUUUUGUGGUUUGAGUGAAACUCCCAAAAAGCUGUAUAUGAGAGAUAUCAGGAUGCUACCAAAGUACAAUGUUACUGCCACUUUACAGUGUGCGGGUAAUAGGAGGACUGCCAUGAGCAAAACCAGGAAAGUUAGAGGAGUUGGCUGGGAUGUUUCUGCUAUAGGGAAUGCUGUGUGGGGAGGUGCCAAAUUGGCUGAUGUUCUUGAACUCAUUGGGAUACCAAAGUUGACUAGUAGCACUCAGUCUGGUGGAAAACAUGUUGAAUUUGUAAGCAUUGAUAAGUGUAAGGAGGAGAAUGGUGGGCCAUACAAGGCAUCAAUUCCACUUAGUCAGGCCACAAACCCUGUAGCUGAUGUCUUACUUGCUUAUGAGAUGAAUGGAGAGCCUCUUAACAGGGAUCAUGGUUAUCCAUUGAGAGUAAUUGUGCCAGGUGUUAUAGGUGCUCGUUCUGUCAAGUGGCUGGAUUCUAUCAAUAUAAUAGCAGAAGAAUGCCAGGGAUUCUUCAUGCAAAAGGACUACAAGAUGUUUCCGCCAUCUGUGGAUUGGGAUAACAUCAAUUGGUCUACCAGGAAGCCACAAAUGGAUUUCCCAGUUCAGUCUGCGAUUUGUUCUUUGGAAGAUGUGCAGUCAAUAAAACCUGGAAAGGUAACAAUUAGUGGAUAUGCAGUAUCAGGAGGAGGCCGUGGAAUCGAACGAGUAGAUGUAUCUAUUGAUGGUGGCAAAACCUGGGUAGAAGCCUUCAGAUCUCAGAAGACUGGUAUCCCUUACAUAGCAGAUCACAUCAGCAGUGACAAAUGGGCAUGGGUGCUUUUUGAGGUCACAGUUGAUAUCCCACACAGUACUGAAAUUGUUGCCAAAGCGGUGGAUUCAGCUGCAAAUGUCCAACCUGAAAAGGUGCAAGACAUUUGGAACCUAAGAGGGAUUCUGAACACUUCAUGGCACCAAGUUCAUGUUCGUGUGGGCCACUCAAAUAUGUAAAUCGAACCUAAUGAACCGUUAAAUAACUAAGCUACCGUCCUGAAUAUGUGGCUGGCUUUCAUUACCAUGUGGUUUGUGCAAAAAUUUUAGUGUUGCCUGGCUUUAAUAAUGCUGUUGUGGUGGGUUCUUAUGUAAUCUAAGGAACACAAUUGAGUUGUUGAAAGUUUUGCGACGUGGUUUCUCUUCAAUCUUACAUGAAUUUAUAGUCUUGGUUAGAUCUGA